UUCACUUUCCCGCAGAAAAUAGGGUGUCGAAUCUGUCCUAUAACCUCCGUUAUAUUUAUUACUAUUUAAAGAUCAAAAAUGAAUCUUUUAUGAUAAUUGUGGAUUAAUUUGUGUAAAGGUUGUUCUAAGUGAUGUUGUGUAAGAUCGUUUGUGUUCUUGCGAUCACUCUGUAGCGUUUUUAAAAAUUAAACAUGGCCUCGAACCGAGGAAUUCAGAUCGGAUCCGCGUGGUUUCAACGGAAGCUGAAUUUGAGGCCGCAGCACCGGGGUGUACACCUAGUUACAGAGGAAAUCCUCAAGCAGGUGCCCGAGUUGUCGCAGUUUGCGGUCGGCCUCUGCCAUAUCCAGAUAAUGCACACAUCGGCGAGCCUCGCGCUUAACGAGAGCUGGGACCCUGACGUCAGAGACGACAUGGAGAUGAUGCUCAACAAAAUUGUGCCAGAGGGCUUGCCUUACCGCCACUCGUGUGAAGGACCUGAUGAUAUGCCUGCACAUGUGAAGGCAUGUUUUCUGGGAUCUUCGCUGACUAUCCCCAUCACAGAUGGCAAGCUUAAUUUGGGCACAUGGCAGGGUGUGUGGCUUUGUGAGCAUCGAAAUCAUGCUGGCAGUCGGAAGGUGGUGGUGACACUGUCGGGCUGCCCGCGCGACUCGCCGCUGUCGCCGGUGUCGGCGGCGUCGUGCUCCAGUUAGGAGCGGGGGGGGGGCGCGACCCCCCACACGCACUCGCACUCGCGCCCCUCCUCCAAGAGUACGCGGAGGUAAACCCCGCGGUCACACCUUUUAUAUCCCGCACCUAACCUAGAUGAUAGUUCUUAUUCUUAUCUUCGAGCGACAAUAUGUACAUAAGAUUAAUAUUUUGUACCACUUUGCGUGGCAUUUUGGACGUCUAAGAUUUUAAAAUUUAAGCUCCGAGUCCAUGGUCCUAUAUUGGUAGUGCCGGCGCUCUGAGUUUUAGGUAACGUCUGGCGUAUCGGUUAGGCCCCAAAGAAUCGGAGUGACGUAUUCGAGGAAGUCCUACUUAUAAUAUAGAAUUAAUAGGAAUUGAUGAUUAACUCAUUAAAACUAGCUUCUUUAAUUUAUUUUGGUCGAAGUGCCACGUGAAGUAUCCCUAUCGAUGUCAGGUUCGGUCAAAUUGUAACUGAACCGGUUGAAUUUGUACAUAAAAGAUUAUGUGCGACCUUUUUAAAGUAUAAUAAUGUAAUUGUUGUUUUGUUAUUGCAACUUGUCGAUAUGUAUAUAGAUAGAUCACGCGUGGACGUCGGUAUUCGCUUCGUAGGUACGAUUGUUGAAAGGGUUGAUGUGGCACCUACUUUUAUCAAUACUAAUCAUAAAUACAUUAAGUGAAAUAAAAGGUAAGGUGUAAUGAUUUGUGAUGGUUGACUAUUUCACUUCAGCACACAUAAAAUUUUUUCGAAAUUUACUCAGAGACACAAUAUUUUUUAACAUGACAGCACAUUAGACGUUUUAAUGAAGUUGGACACUCAUUACACCAAUUUUGUAUGUACGCACUGGUUAACGGUCAGUUUAUGUAAGUUUUAAGAGCUGAAUGUAGGUUAUAUAGUUAAAUACUUUGUACGUCUACGAUAGUACGAUAGCUCCCAUCUCUCUCCGUGUUAGGUUAGACUUAUUAUUAACAAUUAGUACGUGAAACAUGUCCAUAGCUUUAAAUGUGUCACACCCGUUGUAUCAACGGGUCCUUCACGGGAUGACAAUGAGUUAAUAUUUGGUACCACUAGAUAGUAGUUGUAUAUCAUUACUCUUAAGAUCAUGUAAGUGCCUCUGAUUUUGGGGUGGUCAUGUUAAUUUGCAGACUUGAUUUCGUACACCUGUACAAAGCGAGAGUGUAGUCAGUGAGACUGAUUCAUUUUGCUUGUAUCGUAACCUACGACUUCCUCACUAUUUAUAUAAAUAGAGAUACAAAUACGACUUUUGGCUCGUGAGCCGGGAAUUCGUAUUCUGGUGCCCAAUUUCCUCCUGAUCUAAAACUUCUAAAUGGUUAAUAUUUGCAGUUGUAUUGUGAAGCCUAGAGAAUGUCAGCUGUGGUUCCGAGGGUGCGUUGAGAAGCACCGUUUAAUUUUUUUAUUGAAAUAAGAUUUUCAUGCUUUUAUUGACCUACAUUUUGUAUUACGCCAUCUAGUGAGAGAGUAGACAACCCGUUAAAAUAAAUUUUCUAUAUAAGUAUUGAAAUGAUCGAGAGAGUUACAGCAUGUAAUGUCUAUUUAAAAAAAAAUGUUUGUGAAGGCUCCGCAACCCACCCUC
This is a messenger RNA of Achroia grisella, 2258 nucleotides long. RefSeq names its product UPF0047 protein YjbQ. The transcript has 4 exons. Bases 192 to 689 code for a protein of 165 amino acids. Lineage: Eukaryota; Metazoa; Arthropoda; Insecta; Lepidoptera; Pyralidae. The record is from RefSeq and is a predicted model, not a curated record.